This is a messenger RNA of Oryzias latipes (Japanese medaka), 2494 nucleotides long. RefSeq names its product cyclic AMP-responsive element-binding protein 5. Gene Ontology annotation, biological process: regulation of DNA-templated transcription. The record is from RefSeq and is a predicted model, not a curated record. Lineage: Eukaryota; Metazoa; Chordata; Actinopteri; Beloniformes; Adrianichthyidae. Gene Ontology annotation, molecular function: DNA-binding transcription factor activity.
CUCCGUCCGCUUUUCAUUCACAGGCGCCGCAUGACCCGCCGUCUCCCUCCGCCGCUCCAAGCCGCCGGUCCGCCUCGCGCGUCUCUCGCUUUCAUUCACUUCUCCUCUCCCUGUGAACUUUUUCGAGGCGUCCCGGUUGAGUCCCCCGCGCGGAUGAGCGCUCGUGCCCACUUGUUGUUGUUGGGGGUGUGUGUGACAGCACUUUUCGUGAAGCGGAGCCGGUGUUGUUUAUUAAGUUUAAACGGGCAGUUUGGAAGUUGGAACUAAGCGGAUGAUUUGAGGCUGAAGCGCCGCUUCAUUGAGUUCGGCCCGGUUCGGUGCCGCUGUCAUCAGAUAUGGAAACUUUGGCAAACCGCCUGUGGAUGACAUGAAUGACAAACAGGACAGGCCUUAUUUGUGCGGCGCUCCUGGCUGCUCACAGCGCUUCCAGCUGGAGGAGCAUCUGAACAUCCACAGACACAAGCAUGAGAUGACUCUCAAGUUCCCCUCCAUAAAGACGGACACAGCUUUUACAGACCAGACGCCGACGCCGACCCGAUUUUUGCAGAACUGUGAAGAGGUCGGUCUCUUCAAGGAGAUCGAAGAGGAGUUCCUUCAAGCGGAGAAGGAGGAGAACGAGAAGCAAACACUCUCCCAUAAUGGGCCAUCCUGUAUGAACCAGCACCCGGUCAAAGCCCAGCUUCAGCUGCAGCACCCCCAGCCGCUGCUACAGCACCUGCAUCACCCUCAGAGCCAUGGCGCCAUGAUGAGCUGCAGCCUGGCGGCCCAACAAGCUCGGUCCUCCGCCUCUCAGUCGGAGUCUGUCGUCACGCAGGCUUCUUCCUCUCUCACGCAUUCAGGACCUGUUUCUGGGGCGCUGUCCUGCCACCUUCACAUGCGGAACCGCCACAGACAACCCCUCACAGGUUCCUUACCUGGACCACUCCCAGACCCCGCCAUGCAAGGAGCAUCUGCUCAACAAAUGAACGUAGAAAAGCAGAUGUCUUGUGCAAUGAGUAUACAGGCUCCUGUACAUCACCCCCCCAGCUCCUCACCUCAGAGAGUCAAACAGAUGGUGGGGCACCAUUACCAACAGCAGCUCCCAGGAAUCCCCCCCGUCAACCACAUGGGUCACAUGAUGGAGAUGAUGUCACACCGCCACCAGGCCCCUCCCUUACAACACCACCAUCACCUCCCUCAUCAUCCCCAGCUUUCAGCUCCACCCCUCCCAUAUCAGCAGCGAUGUCAUGCUCCGCCUCAUCAACGCCACCAGCUUCAUCAGUCAGUGAACGUACCCCACGCUCACCAUUCACCGCCUGCACAUGUGCACCAAGGCUCACCGCCCGCCCCUCCACUGUCCACCGCACCGCAGUUAUCCCCACUUGCACAACAGAUGCAACUCUCACCGCACUCCCAGCAUGCAGUGCAAGCAGCAGGGAGCUGCAGCAGUGGUGGAGGAGGCAACCGCCGCAGACGGAGCGUCGAACAGGACCCGGAUGAGCGACGGCAGAAGUUUCUGGAAAGGAACCGGGCUGCAGCCACCCGCUGCCGGCAAAAGAGGAAACUGUGGGUGUCGUCGCUGGAGAAGAAGGCUGAGGAGCUGACGCACACAAACCUGCAGCUACAGAACGAGGUGACAUCGCUGAAGUCAGAGGUGGGGCAGCUGAAGCAGAUCCUGCUUACCCACAAGGACUGUCCUGUCACCGCCAGGCAGAGAGAGGCACAGGGGUACCCCCCUGCAGGGGUGAGUCCAGGAGGAAGUCCCACCCCUGCAGGUCCUGGGUCUCGCAUGCAGGCAAUCCAACACAACAGCAUUUCCACCUCCUCGACGGCUGGAGGCGACACCGGCCGCGGCCCCCAGCCGGGACAUUAAACUUUCACGCACAGACUGAGUCUCAUAAUUAUUGAGAACACUGACUAUCAAACUUUUUGAUCAGAGAAAAGCCCAGAUUUCAUAUUUCUUCACAUCAGGUCCCACUUUGUGAGCCUUUUUUAAAAACUGUGAUGGUUGCAACUAGAUGCACAAAGUAGCAGGUUAUUUUUGUUUUGUUUACAUCGCUUUAAGCAUUACCUGCCAGCCAUCUUGUUCUUUGUCUUGCACUAAUUUUAAAAACAAAAGGUCUUUAUGAGUCUGUAUAACUAACUGAGCAGCUGCAAGAAUGCACCUGGUGCCUUUUUAAUUGAAGCAAAGGAAGUUUUGCAAUAAAUAAUGUAUUUGUUUUGACUAGAAUAAAUGACUAUCAAAUGAUAUAUUUAAAUUUCUGUGACUUUAUGGUCGUGUAAAUAAAACAAAACCCAUUUAAGAAGCCAUUUGAUUAAAAAAAUGCCGACUGUACAGUGUUUCCUGACAGGUACACUUUUGUAAUUUGUAAUUUUGAUUCACUCAAAAACUUUGUAUUGCACUUCGAUUCAAACCCCAGUCGAAACAUUUACACUUAAAUAUUUUUUUUGUACUGUAAAGAUGUGGACAAUCGCUGUAAAUGUAAUACUGAAAUAAAAAGAGAUAUUCUGGUAA